This is a messenger RNA of Ostrea edulis (European flat oyster), 2999 nucleotides long. RefSeq names its product myosin-11-like. The record is from RefSeq and is a predicted model, not a curated record. The coding region runs from base 220 to 2910 and encodes 896 amino acids. Lineage: Eukaryota; Metazoa; Mollusca; Bivalvia; Ostreida; Ostreidae. The transcript is spliced from 25 exons.
GGUAGAGAACACAUUGGUCCGAUGUGUUUAAGAUUCAUAACGACAUAACCAUAUUGACCAAAUAUUGUAGGACGAGUUGUCGCCCUCUGAAAGGUCUUCUUCGUUGAAAACAAAAAUAUCAUUGUUGACAACGAAAAAUGCUCUCCGGUUUCUCCUUUAAGUUUACUGCAGUUGUAAGAAAAAUGUGACAGAUACAGGGUACAGAUUUGUAUAAGAAAAAUGUCUGCCCAAGUGGACAAUACCGGCGUUAAUCAUGGCGUUGAGAGGCUUCUAGAACUCGCUGAUCGAAUGAGGCAGCUUGAUUUUGGAUUCAAUGACAAGGAUAUCAACAACAUAGAUAAUAUCAUUGAGGCCAUUCAUGAGUUGGAUGGAGCCAGAAGGAAAAUGCAUGAAAGACUAGAAACAGAGACCAUACACGCUAGUAUCCUGCGUCACAAACUACAAUUUCUGCCAGCCCAGAUUCGUGAAGAAAUUAAAGCUGCAGUUUUAUCAGCGAGACAAUCUAAUGCUUCAGCACAAAAUGAAAUGCAGGAGAAACUUGAGCAAAUACAGAAAAGUAUGUCAGAUCUUGAAGAACAUCAGCAUGACCUGGACAAAGAGAAUGCAAAGCUGCACCCUGAAAGGGAACUUAUUCGACAGAAACAUGAAGAAGUUAUAUCGCAACUGAAUGAGAGGAUGGCAGAGAAAGCUAAUAUGCAGAUUAUCCUGAAUGAAACACGAGAUAAAGUCAGACAGACAAACCAAAGUAUUGUGGAUCUUGAAGAUGGAAUCCUGCAGUUAAAAGAGGACCUUAUUCAGGAAAGGACUGAAGCCAGACAGGAGAAGAAGAAACUAAAAAGAGCAGUGACAGACACAUCAGACAUGACCAAAGAACAGAAGCAGAUCAACGUGGAUAAGAAAAAGGAGUUAGAUGUGAUUCAAGAAAAAAUGAUGGAAAGUGAUGGCAAACUUGAAGCUGUGAGAAAGAGUUUACGGAGAUAUGAAACUUCCAAGGCAAAAUUGGAAGGUCAGGAACGACAACUGAAUGCACAGUUAACCAAGCAACUCAAACUCAAUGAAGAGCUUAGGAGAAAAGGAACUGCCAUUAUCAAUGAAGACAUGAAACUACAGAAAGAAUUUGAAGACAAUGAAAAACAGCUGAUGAAGAAACUAAAAAGACUGGAGAUUGAAACAACAAAGGAAAAUGCCAAGAAUGCUGAGCUGGAGGGAAGAAAGUUAGAGCUGAGGAUUGAUUUGGAAGAAAAGCAGCGAGUGAGAGAGGAUGAUGCCAUCAGAGUGAAGGACUAUGAUUAUGAGUUGCAGGCAGAAAAACAGACAUUGGCUGUUAAGGCAGAGGAAAUGGGGAGGAUGCAGUCAGAAAAUGUGGAUAUGGCAGAUCAGAUCGAGUCUUUGGCCGAGUCUCACAAAGCUGUACUGGCACAAUUGAAUAAACAAAUUGAGGGUUUUCGAGAGCAAUUGUCAAAGGAGAGAAAGGAUAGUGAAGCUAGAAUUUCAGAGGAGAAUUCCAGAGCAAGCUCAAACAUGAGUCGUCCGACUGACUCAGACUCACAGAGUUUGAUUGAGUUCAAUCCCAGACCGCCAAGCCAGAGACAAAACUUGUUCAAGAAGAAGACACCGAUGUCUGCUAGUUCCACAACCUCUGUGGCCUCAUCCGAGACCCCCACAGACAGGAAGUCGCCCCCUCCCCACACUCCCCACUCAGAACGGUCUGAGACAGACUCGGAGGGAAUGGAAGUUCAGGAGAGGAAGAAUUCGGUGCAGAAAGAUGUUGAGGAUUACAAACAUGAAAACCAGAGAUUCUUGAAUGAAAUGAAUCAGAAAAUUCGGGAAGGAAAAGCGGCACAUAUGGAACUGACAAAUGAGGGGACCAAACUCCAAAAGGAGUUGAAAGAAGAAGAGGAAGUGAUCAAAGAUCUAGACACAAAUCUCAAAAAGGCUCAGACCAGAUACACCAAGAUGUUUGAGUCCAUGCAGGGAAAAGUUGAUAAAACAGAGAAAGAAAUCAACACCAUGGAGACACAGAUAGAAGAAAAGAAAAAGCUUAUUGAGGAGAAAACACCAGUGUUUGAGGAACUGGAGAGAGUGUUUGAAGAGAGAACUAAUGCUUAUAAUGCAAUGAAAAAGAACAUAGCUAUUAUGAGGCAGAAAAAGUCAGCUCUUGAAGACAGCAUUAAGAAAACAAAAGAAGAGAGAGCAAAGAUGGAAAUCCCUAAACAUCAAGUGAAGGAGGAUUUGAAGCGCAAGAGAGAGGAGACCAUGUACCAACUGAAGCGACAGGGAGACGACCGACAGAAGUUGGAGCAGGAGAUCUAUAGAGCAGGGUGUAAACUACGAACUGUCAUGGAGGAGAAUCAGAAACUAGAAGAUGGUUGUCAAAAACUAGCAGAAGAAAUUGAGGAAUUGAGAAAACAGAUGGAAGAAAAUAUUGGCUUAAAACUGAAACUGGAUGAAGAAUUGGAGGAAGUGAAAGCUGGCCUUGUCAAAAGCUGGCAAAAUGAUCGAGAACUCAAUGAUCUUUUCUCAGCCAAGGACCAGAUAGUUGUUGAUGGAUUCUCUGAACUGCUCCACCAGACAGAGGAACGGGAGGUCAAGAUUAACAAAAUCACCAAGCGUUUGAACGAGGAGCUAGUGUAUCUGUCAAGGUUUCUGGAAAACCUGGCCACUCGACGCCCACAACAUACACCACCACCAAGCCGAAAGUCUGGAAGCCGCGCCUCCAGUAGGCGGACAGAGGAGGGGCGUUCUAGUAGAAUUAGUCAAUCAGCUCUACAUAGUAAACUCCAAGAUGUAGAUACUGCCAGUGCUGCACAAAGUCGACUCAGCACCAGACCGCCAACAAGAGCUGAAUCCAAGAUCUCCAAGACUGUUACUAUUUGUGAUGAACGCGAUAUGAAAGACUCCGAGUUUUGAUCAGGAAACACAAGUUAUUUCACAAAGAAAACAAUAUGUCUGUGUUAUAUUGAUCGGUUUGUUUUAUAUAAAUUAUAUAUUUAAAUGUU